Molecule: messenger RNA, 411 nt
Organism: Gongylonema pulchrum
Lineage: Eukaryota; Metazoa; Nematoda; Chromadorea; Rhabditida; Gongylonematidae
Source: the annotation of a GenBank genome assembly
AUGGAGCAAAGUGGCAAAUGGGGUGAAGAGCUGGGAGCUAUUGCACGCCUAAAAACAGCAUUCUACGUUGAAUUGGCGAAAAUACUAAAAGAGAAAACAUAUUUUACCGCAUUUCAUCAUUUUUUACGGUUGCUUUAUACUCACAAUUGGCUAAUGAAACCACUUUUUGUGGAUUUUAAUAACGAAUGGAAAGAAGAGGAUAUCGAUGAAAUGGAAAAAGAAUUUAUAAAAUUGAGACCUGUUUUACCAGCUAUGGUUAUCUGUACAUCGGUUGAUAGAAGUGGCUCUCGAUGGACAAGGGAAGAACCUCAGCCAUUAAUUUUAAAGCGAAUUGUCUCACUUGCCAAGGACACAGCAGCAGUAAUUGAUGAACACAUAAUUAGCAGUGUGCCACUAAAUCUAAAGGUUUGA